UUGCGGCGAAGCAGCACAGCAAAAGCGAGGAUGCCGGGUAUUUACGUCAUUUGGAGUUGCUGAGUCAGAAAACAAAAUUAAGGGGUAAUUAAAUUACAAAACCCGGUUAUUCGGGGUUUUAGAAUCGACAUUUCAGGUAUCGAGGAGGAAGAAACCUCGAGAGACAGACGACUUCCUCCUCUUACCUUUCUUUUUCUCGUUCUUCUUUAUUCUGCAGUUCAAAAUUAUCGAAAAGCUUAAAGAAAAACGUCUGAGUUAGUUUGUGGAUUUGCGCACGGGAUUGAGGAGGUAGGAGUUCGGUUGGUGGCGGGGACACGGGUUAUUAUCUACUCUCAGAUUAUGUUCUUGCUGUGCUCACUUGACCUGUUCUCGUUGGAUUCUAUGAUGUAGCCUAGGGUUUUGGGGAUCGGCUUUGAGUUCUUGAGGUUUUGAUUGUUGGUGAAUUGAUGCUUGAAGGAUGAUAAAAUGAUUCAAGCUGAGUGGAGCUCUAGUAAUAACGCUGUUGAAUUUGCUCUCUCUUAUUUUUGGUUGUGAAUUCCUCGGUAUUGCAUGCAUUUGACAAAGUUUAGUCUCACCUUUGGCUAAAUUCAGGUAUUGAGGGUCACCCGUUGGUGCAUUAAUUUAUAUGUGGUAUUGAUAAAGAAAUAGUUCAUUGGAGUAUAAUGGCAACAGAGAUUCCUGUGAGGCUAAUUGGAAGUAAUGUUGUUAGAAAUUGGCCCGCUAGCAUGGAUACUGCCUCAUUUUCUGGGAACCAAAGGUUUACUGCCCCUAGCCGAAGUGGCAGUGCUCCUCCCAGCAUGGAAGGUUCUAGUCUAGCUAUUCGUGAUUUAGGAGGACAGCAGAAUGCUGAGUUGAAUGCCAUCCUUGAAAAUUUGAACAUUGGGUUUGAAAGGCGUCAGUCUGAAGAGCAGCUUCGUGCUGAUCCAGCUUAUGUAGCUUAUUACCACUCCAAUGUUAAUUUAAACCCAAGGAUUCCCCCUCCUCUUGUCUCACAAGAGAAUCGUCGCUUGGCACACCAUAUUGGUGACAAUUGGAGAAUUCCUUCUUUGGAUGAUGGAAACAAAAGAUAUUUGCCUGCAUCACGUCUUAUCCUUUCUACCCAUGCUGAGGAACAUGAGGAUGAUAGGUCACCUGGGUCAGAAUUUAGUAAUGAUACUGCCCUAAAUACUUCUGGCACUGCGUCUGGACAGUCAACAUCUCCUUUGCCGGGUUGUUAUAAAAGUAUCGUGGAUUUGAUUCAGGAAGAUUUUCCCAGGACUCCCUCUCCUGUAUACAACAGUCAACCUCGUACCCCGAGUCUAUUGGAGCAGACACAGACAACUGAUGCUGAUGCUUGUGACAACUUGCUUGAUGAGUUUAUGAAUACUAAGGUCAAUUCUAUUCCUUCGGUUACAAAACGACAUAGUGACCUUUCUGCAGUUUCAAAUGUGUCAUCCAACAUUCCCUCAUCCUUAGAUAAAUGUAGGCUUCAGCCGAGCCAGAUGGAUUUAAAUACGGAAAACAGAAUAGAAGCUGGUUCAAGUACCAGGAAUAUGAUAAACGAUUUAAAAAGUUUGAAGCUAUCAAAUGAUGUUCAUAGAAAUCAUGCUCCAAGACAAAACCAUCACCAAAGUAGCCUGCAAAGCGGAUCUUCAAUUCCGGUUCAUCUUGGUCAGUCUCAGAUGACUAAUCAAGCAAGUCAGAGCCCCAAUUAUUCGGAUCAUUAUCUUCACAGUCAGUCCAAGUUAUCUUCUAUGGAAGUGCGUCCUGUGUUGCCGUCAGCUGGGAUUGUACCACCCCUUUACGCUACUGCUGCAGCCUUUGCAGCACCGUAUUACCCUAAUCUCCAACCAUCAAACUUGCUUCCUCCACAGUUUGGUAUUGGUGGAGUCACUGUGAAUGCUUCGCUUCUGCCACCCUUUUUCUCUGGUUAUCCUUAUAAUGCUAUUCAGAUUCCUUAUGAAAAUUCCACUGGCUCUAAUUACAAUGUGAGGGCCUCUGGUGCUUUCUCCAGAGGAAAUGUUAUUCCUGGAUAUUAUGGACAAAUUGGGGUUGCAACUCAACAUUCAUAUUCUGAUCCAUUGUAUAUGUCCUAUUUUCAGCAUCCUUCAGCACAUGCAUAUUCUAGUCUAGGUCAAUUUGACCCAACUGCUCCAAGGGGAAGUGCUGUUGGGAGUUUGCCAGUUUUUGAUGCACAGAAAGGUUCGUUACCUUUUGCUUAUUCAUCUGAUCAGAGCCCUCAGGUCCUGAGAUCUGGAGUUGCAAACUCUCCUAGUAUCCGGAAGGGUGGAGCUGCAAAUAUAAAUUUUUAUGGGAACUCCGCGAACCUUAGUUCCUUGAUGCAAUAUCCUUCCUCUCCUCUUACCAGUCCCCUUUAUCCGGGAUCACCCGCGGCUAAUUCGGUGACUCCUGGCCGGAGAGGUGAGAGCAAUAGGUCACCUGGAAGCUCUGUUAGGGCUGGGGGGACGUAUACUGGAUGGCAAAGUCCAAGAUUACAAGAUAAAAUUGAUGAUUCAAAAUUACACUCAUUUCUUGAGGAGUUGAAAUCCAGCAAAUCCCGUAGAUACGAGUUAUCUGACAUUGCAGGACGCAUUGUUGAGUUCAGUGCUGACCAACAUGGGAGUCGAUUUAUUCAGCAAAAGUUGGAAAGCUGUAGUAUUGAAGAGAAGGCAUCUGUGUUUCAAGAAGUUCUUCCGCAUGCUUCAACAUUAAUGAGUGAUGUAUUUGGGAAUUAUGUUAUCCAGAAGUUUUUUGAGCAUGGAAGUCCUGAGGAAAGGAAGGAACUUGCAAAUCAGCUUGUGGGGCACGUCUUGUCAUUGAGCCUUCAAAUGUAUGGCUGCCGAGUGAUUCAAAAGGCACUUGAAGUAAUUGAACUUGAUCAGAAAACAGAGCUUGUAUAUGAGCUGGAUGGGCAUGUUUUGCGAUGCGUUCGGGAUCAAAAUGGAAACCAUGUAAUUCAGAAGUGCAUUGAAUGCGUGCCAACUGAGAGAAUUGGAUUCAUGAUUUCUGCUUUCCGCGGGCAUGUUGCUUCGCUCUCUAUGCAUCCCUAUGGUUGCCGAGUUAUUCAGAGAGUGUUGGAGCAUUGUACUGAUGAGCUGCAAAGUAGUUGUAUUGUGGAUGAGAUUUUACAUUCGGCUUGCAUUCUAGCUCAAGAUCAGUAUGGAAAUUAUGUGACUCAGCAUGUUUUGGAGAGGGGAAAACCACUAGAGAGGAGCCAAAUCAUCAACAAAGUCUCUGGUCAAGUUGUACAAAUGAGCCAGCAUAAGUUCGCUUCCAAUGUUGUUGAGAAGUGUUUAGAGUAUGGUAGCUCCACUGAAAGAGAACGCUUGAUUAUGGAAAUAAUUGGCCAAACUGAAGGGAAUGACAAUUUACUGAUUAUGAUGAAGGAUCAAUUUGCAAACUAUGUGGUUCAGAAGAUUCUUGACGUAUGUACAGAUAAACAAAAGGGGCUUCUACUUAGUUGCGUACGGUCUCACUCACAAGCUUUGAAGAAAUAUACAUAUGGAAAACACAUUGUUGCUCGGGUCGAGCAGUUGUCCGGUGAUGGAGAAGAAAGCCCUUCUUCUGAUUUCUGAGAAAGCUCGGGGAGGUGUACAUUAAGAUAAUUGUACCUGUAGGAAGAAUCACUGGGGGGCCCACUUGAGGGUCUGAGGCCACUUGACUCCAGUAAAGCGUUCGUUUAGAUGACACUCCACCGGGUACCCUCCCUGAGGAUGAUCACUCAGGUAUAUAUUCGACUUGUGUUGUAAAGGCAGUAAAUAUCUUUUAUAUUUAUAUUGUAUAUUUCUGUAUGGUAUGGUAUAUAUAUUGUACCUGAUAAAAUUAAGGUCAGCUUCCCUAGUGUUAAUGGUUUCUCCCUAUUGUUUGCUUAGCCUGAUGCGUUGGCAUGGAUGGAUUGAGGGCAAUACUAGGUUUAUUAACUCUCUCUCUCUCUCUCUCUUCA
This is a messenger RNA of Phalaenopsis equestris, 3922 nucleotides long. RefSeq names its product pumilio homolog 5. Bases 663 to 3554 code for a protein of 963 amino acids. Gene Ontology annotation, biological process: post-transcriptional regulation of gene expression. Gene Ontology annotation, cellular component: cytoplasm. Gene Ontology annotation, molecular function: mRNA binding. The record is from RefSeq and is a predicted model, not a curated record. NCBI's taxonomy places the organism in Eukaryota, Viridiplantae, Streptophyta, Magnoliopsida, Asparagales, Orchidaceae. The transcript is spliced from 11 exons.